Molecule: messenger RNA, 582 nt
Organism: Drosophila bipectinata
Lineage: Eukaryota; Metazoa; Arthropoda; Insecta; Diptera; Drosophilidae
Source: RefSeq, a predicted model, not a curated record
AGUAUCUGGUUUUUUAGUCCAUCUUCAAUAGUUGGGUAUACAUUUCGCAAACCCCACAAAAUCAAACAACCGAAGAAAUGCGACGCCGGGAGCUGCAAACCAUCCAACUAAAGCUCUCUGAGCUCAAAGAGUACGAGCAGGCCAAGAUGGAGCGCCUGAGAAGCCGCCAGCAGGUGCUGUCGCCGCGCACGCCCACGCCGACGUCCGACAGUGAUGUUCUACCGAUGCCGUCCACCAGCGUUCCGGCUGUUCUACUGGCCAGCGGCACUGAUCCAGAGGAGGACCCCAAGGCCACACCCAAGUCCAGCACCACAUCCACAUAAGGAUACGGAGGCUCUAAAUCUUCACUACCUCACUGGAUGCAGCAACCUACAUAUACUUUACAAAUAUUAUAGUUUACAUAAACUAUUUAAUUUUAAGAUACUUUUCCUAUAUGUAUGACAAACCAAAUACGAACCGAAUUUAGGGUUCACAAUGAACUAUACUACUAAUAUAUUAUAUAUAAAUUUUACUGGUCAUCAUCAGUAAAAUUUAGUGCCAAUACAGCCAGUCUGUUAAAUAUAAGCAAGAAUUUAACAAAUA